Molecule: messenger RNA, 2030 nt
Organism: Mollisia scopiformis
Lineage: Eukaryota; Fungi; Ascomycota; Leotiomycetes; Helotiales; Mollisiaceae
Product: cytochrome P450
Exons: 6
Coding region: 191-1741 (516 amino acids)
Molecular function (GO): oxidoreductase activity, acting on paired donors, with incorporation or reduction of molecular oxygen, reduced flavin or flavoprotein as one donor, and incorporation of one atom of oxygen; iron ion binding; heme binding
Source: RefSeq, a predicted model, not a curated record
CCCUUCACCGCCGCAUCACCCGUCGCAAUUAAAUAAUGAGAAUAUACGCUUCUUAAAUCUUCGUUAUCCUUCAUUCACGCCAAUCCUAUGCAGCUGAAUUAGAUUGCAUUCACGUUCUUGUUGCACUUCCAUUGUUGCUUUGCUACUGCCCCUUUCACGAUUUCGUCUUUCUAGCUUUACGCGUCCCGCAAUGAUAGACGCUAUCUCCACCUCGGGGCCGGGCCUGACGCUUCGUCUGGCUGUGGGCACGAUCUUUCUCUUGUACGCGACUUAUAUAUAUAUCCAAAGACGAAAAGAUUAUGAUGCCGAUAGGCUCUUCGGUGAGAAACAUGGCUGCAUGCCGCUUAAAAGACGGCUUCCUUACAAAUGGCCUUUGGCACUCGAUGCUUUCAAGAGACAAUACGAUGCUCUUGUUGCGGGAAAUCUCUUAGCCUUCCAAUCCGAAUACUUCGAGGAGACGCAAGUAGGCCAGACCUUCGAAGUCAAACUGCUGGGCAGGGUCGGAUAUUUCACCUUAGAUCCUCAAAAUCUCGAGGCCAUUCUGUCAACCAACUUCGAAGAUUGGGGACUGGGUUCUCGACGCGAAGGUCUUUAUCCUAUGAUUGGAGAGGGCAUCUUUACGCAAGAUGGCCAUCAAUGGAAGCACUCCCGAGAAUUGCUACGCCGCCAAUUCGUGCGCAUCCAGUAUCAAGAUGUGAAAGUCUUUGAGACGCCUAUCAACAGCUUGCUCGCUGCACUUUCAUCUCAGACUGGUGUCAUUGAUCUACAACCCGAAUUCUUCAGAUUUACUCUUGCUACUACGACUUCACUCAUCUUCGGGGAACCAUUUGCUGGACUUACUCCCAAAGAUCACGAAGUGUUUGAAGAGAACUUUGACUACUGUGCACUUAUCGGUGCUAUGCGAUUGCGCCUCGCAAACUUUUGUUGGCUCUACAACCCUUCGAAAUUCAAGCAGGCUUGCGCAGAAGUGAAGAAAUAUGCCACAUACUACGUCAACCAUGCUCUGAAAGACCAGGAGGAGAACGGCGAGGAGGAAGCUGCCGACCGACAUCCAUUUAUCCUGGAUCUCUACAAAGAGCUUCGAGAUCCCAUUCUUGUACGUGACCAGCUCAUGAACGUAUUGAUUGCUGGCAGAGAUACGACUGCUUGUCUAAUGUCAUGGACUUUCUACCUCUUAGUCCGCCAUCCAACAUCUCUCGAGCGUCUUCAACAAGAGAUACAUUCCAUAGCCACUAACGGGCAGAAUGUAACGCGAGCGCAGAUUGCUAAAAUGCCGUACCUCAAGUGUGUCCUGAAUGAGACCAACAGACUCUACACCCAAAUCCCAGUGAACGUCCGCGAAGCCACGAAAACGACGUAUAUCCCUCGAGGCGGCGGUCCAGACGGCCAAUCUCCCGUGCUAAUCCGCAAAGGGUUUGGUAUCGGUUUCUCUCCAUACCACAUGCAUCGCUCGAAAGACAUCUACGGGGAAGACGCCAACGAAUUUCGACCCGAGAGAUGGGAAGGCCCACAACUCAAGAACAUCGGAUUUGGAUUUAUGCCUUUCCAUGGUGGGCCGAGACUUUGCCUUGGCAAGGACUUCGCGCUCACGGAAGCUUCGUAUGGGAUUGUGAGGAUUUUGCAGACAUUUCCAAAUUUAAGACUGGGGCCAGAUGAGCCGAAGGUGCAGAGUGGACAAGAGAAACAGACUCUCACCAUCGUCGUUGCGAGUGCCGAUGGGUGCAAGGUGUUGCUGAGUUGAAGAACAAGCGAGCGAGCAGCUGGGCGCACUGCUUUCGAAGCGUGGUAAAAGAAUGGUGUAAAGCAUAGAUUAGCGGAAUGUACGACUUCUCUCUCUGAUUCUAGGCGACCCCAAUCUCUGUAACUCUCUAGCCUUACCCAGCUGCUAUCUGCUCACCCUCCUCAACUAGAGGGGUACUCCGUCCAUAUCACCCGAAAUCUUGUCAAAGAUUACUUGGAUACUUUUGAUAGCUUUGAGAGCCUAACAAUGUCUUUGUUUUACGCUUUGUUUAUUCAUGAUUUGAAAUACC